This is a messenger RNA of Temnothorax curvispinosus, 1413 nucleotides long. RefSeq lists its product as uncharacterized. Bases 119 to 1372 code for a protein of 417 amino acids. The transcript is spliced from 2 exons. The record is from RefSeq and is a predicted model, not a curated record. NCBI's taxonomy places the organism in Eukaryota, Metazoa, Arthropoda, Insecta, Hymenoptera, Formicidae.
GUGCGAGCUCUACCGCUUGGAGUCUUGCCGGUAGCGCUGCUGAUUUGGCUUUAGACGGAGCGUGCUGCUGUGCAGGACGAACUGCUGGUUUUGUCGCUUGCUAGAAGACGCUGCAAACAUGAACGCUGUUGUGUUGGAGACUAUUCGUCGAAGACGGUAUGCAGUCGCUAUGUUUUUGCUCAUAGACUUGAUGAGACGAAAUAGUGAAAGAAAAUUGAAACGUAGAAUAUGGAGUCGGCCUUGGUUGCUGCGGCGAAACAUGAGUCAAAGUGUUUUAACCAUGUUGUUCGAGGAGCUAGGCCCUGAAGAUCCUGCAUCGUUUUCGAACUAUACCCGAAUAAAGGAAGAUGUUUUGAAUGAUUUGUUGCUUCUUAUUACUCCGUAUAUCCAGAAGCAGAAUACCGUAAUGAGGGAAGCAAUUUCACCUAGAGACAGAUUUAGUGCAACACUUCGCUAUUUAGCAACUGGCAAUACAUUUCAGGAUCUUGCCUACUCAACACGUAUUGCUCCAAAUACACUUUCACAAAUUAUAAAUGAAACUGUAGAGACUAUAAUCAAAGUACUUGAAGAGAAAGUUAUGGUGUUUCCAUCAACACCUGAAGAAUGGGAAUUUAUAGCUGACAAAUAUCAAUCUAAUUGGCAGUUUCCGCAUUGUAUAGGUGCUCUAGAUGGUAAACACAUUGUCUUUCAGCCUCCAAGAAAAGAGGGAUCAAUUUAUCGCAAUUAUAAAGGACAGAACAGCAUUGUUCUUCUUGCCCUUGUUGACGCCGAAUAUAAAUUUAUUUUUGUCGAUAUUGGCCGGAAUGGGCGAAUGCAUGACUCAGCUGUAUUUAGAGACAGUUGUUUGGGGGUAAAAUUAAAUUCAGAAUCGUUAAAUUUGCCUAUGCCAAACAGUCUGCCUGGAUUUUCUCAUAGGAUGCCUUACGUAAUUGUGGGCGAUGAUGCAUUUCCACUUAAACAGAAUUUAAUGAAACCUUAUCCAAAUCGCAGAUUAACUAUAGAGAAGAGGAUUUUCAAUUACAGAUUGAGCAGGGCAAGGAGAGUAGUGGAAAAUGCAUUUGGAAUACUCGCCAACAGAUUCCGUGUGCUUUUAAAUCCUAUAUUACUGUCAGUAGAAAAAGUUGAGGCUAUAACAUAUGCAUGCGUUCUUCUACACAAUUUCCUUCUAUCAAAAAAAUGUCAGUGGUAUGUUUCUUCUGAGUAUAGGAAUCCUGAAACUUUUCUAGACUCUGGUCUUGUAAGCAUUUCACAACAGUGUGGAAAUCGUUGCACCGAUACAGCUCGUGUAGUGCGUGAUAAUUUUGCUGAAUAUUUCAAUACUGCUGGAGUUGUAAACUGGCAGUAUGACGCAAUUGCAAAGGGAAAUGUUUAAGCUUUUGUUAAUUUUAUUGAAAAAACUUUUAAAAUUAAUCA